Molecule: messenger RNA, 4268 nt
Organism: Closterium sp. NIES-67
Lineage: Eukaryota; Viridiplantae; Streptophyta; Zygnematophyceae; Desmidiales; Closteriaceae
Source: the annotation of a GenBank genome assembly
CUCCGCCAGAUUAGGACUCUCCCCCCUUGUUUACACGCUUUCGUCUCCAACCCCCUCUCCCUGUAUUAUUCCUCACCUCUGCCCCCAACCUCCCACCAGUAAUUAGAGUAAUGGCAUCCGAAAGCUCACCCUCUCCUGGGAGACCUAAUUUCGAGGACGGGUCUCCUCAUCCUAGCACCACUGAUCCACCAGAAACCACUGACAACGCCGACUCACUCCCUUAUAAACCUUUUACUUCCCUACCUAAUACAGAAACCGUUCAUUCAGAACCGUCCUUACCACCAAAGCAAUCCUCUGAUGCUAACGGCGCGUUUGAUAGCGUUAACGAAGCCGGCGGCGCAAGUUUCGCGGAACUCGCGCUCGCGCUCGAGUCGACAAAAGUAGCCGAGCCGCAAGGCGCGCCGGCCGCCUUGCAAAAUGGUUCGUCUUCCGCGGAAGCCGCCGCCGACAGCGAAGGUCCCGCGAGCGCCGCAGCCGCUGCUUCCGCCGGCGAUGCAGCUGGCGCGGAUGCUAACGCGGACCGCACGGCGGAGGGCGGUGAGCUCAGCGGGGAAGCGGAUGAAGACGCCGCGGGUGAUAGAUGCGCGGUUAGCGAUCGGAAGGGCAAGGCGGAGAAUGAGGCGGAGGUCGACGAGGAAAUGCGGGACGAUCAUGGGUCGUGGGAAGAGGCGGGGGAGGUGAAGAGUGAGGGGGUGGAGGGGUGCGAUGGCGAGGGGCGUACUGAGGUGGUGAAAGGGGGAGCGGCAGUGUUGUGUGAAACGGGAGCGGCGGCAGAAGGAAAAGAGGGGUUGGAGCUUGCUGCUUUUAAAAGGGAAAGGGACGAAGAAAGCCUCAGGCGAAAAGCUGAAGACGAGCUUGUAACGGAUGGGCCAAUAACGGAUGCCCCCCUUACCAUCGACCCCGUCGAGAAUGAUCGUUUAUCGGACGACGCCGUUGCAGCCGAUGACGCUGCGAUAUCGGAUGACUCCAUGUCGGGGUUAUGCGACAGGCCCGUAAUCGGCGACCCUGUAUCGGAUGAUCUUAUAGAGGAUGAUGACCUCGCGGAUGAUUCUAUCGAGGAUGAUUUUCCCGAGGAUGACUUCAUAGUGGAAGACUCGUUACUGUAUAAGCUUCACCCGCUCCACUCGACCUCAGGCCCAACAGACCCCGCAGAAACGACUCUCUCAGCAGACGCCGCCAUAGCCGCAUUGCAAUCCCCGUCCUUCCCCUUCCCCACCGCCGCGCUUCCCAAUGAGGCGCGCCUACUGCUAUCCCUGCUGGCGCAAGACGCGCUGGACCGGGAGCAGUACCGCCAGUGGCGGGAGCGGCUGCGCGUGGCGCAGUGGGAGUGGCGGAACGAGCACGAGCGGCGGAAGCGCGCGGUGAGGGAGGCGAUGGAGUGGGAGGCGCGGAGCCACGCGCGCGCGCAAGAGGACGAGGAGCAGCGCAUUCGGCGCGCGAGACUAGCCUCGCGGGCCGUUGCGAGUGGCGUGGCGGCAUAUGGCGAGGGAGCGAGAAUCUCCUUCGCCUCGUCGCCUCUCGUGCUGCAAGCCAUCAGGCACAAGGCCAUGCUUGCGCGCACAUCCAAGCCCACGCCCAGAAGCACAUGCACUCCGGGGCUCGCCGCCAGGAGCAGCACUGAGCAGGUUCCCCCCUUCCCCCCAUCCCCUUUCACCUACUCUCCAUUACCCCCCACCUCACCGCACUCUCCUCUCCUCUCCCCCUCGUCGGACCCCCCACCCGCGUGCAAGCCCCGCGCAUCCCCCCCUCCACCGGUGCCGGACCGGCGCCUGUGGUACGAGGAGUGCUUUGACCCCUCGUACCCGGCGCACCUCUUCCACCGCCACUUCCGCAUGUCCCCCACCACCUUCGACCACCUCUUCACGUGCCUGCUGCCCAUAGAGGGCGUCCGCCCGCCCCCCACCGCCCCGAAAAUCCCCCUCCGCAUGCGCCUGGCUGUCUGCCUCUGGCGCCUGGUGUCCGCAGAGCCCCUUUACUUAGUCUCCAGGAGAUUCGGGCUGAGCGGCGCCAUGUGCUCGCGGAUACACCAUGAGACGUGCGCCACGAUCUGCCAGGCGCUCCUGCGCACCCACAUCCACAUGCCUGCCACUGCCACCGAGCGCGCGGCAGCAGCAGCCAAGUUCAAGGAGGCGUGUGGGCUGCCGGGGGGGUGUGUAGCAGCGCUGCACACGACGCAGAUAGUGAUGAGUACGCCCAGGACGGGCGAGAGCCUGCGUGAGUAUGAGAACCGGCGGUUGUCGGCGCGCCGGCAGAAGGUGGUGUAUUCCGUGGCCGUGCAGGUGGCGGUGGCGGCGGAUGGGCUUAUACUGGACGUGUCGGCUGGGCCGGGGUCGCUGAAGGAUGGCGACGUGCUGCUGCAGUCGCAGCUGUUCCAGAGGGUGAGUCGCGAGGAGAAGCAGAGGCAGGGGGACGUUAAGGAGGAGGUAGAGAGGGGGGGGAAGAAAGUAGGCGAGGAGGAGGGAGAGGAGGAGGAGUUGGAGAAAGAGGCGAUUGGUAAAGCAGGCGGGAGUGGAGGCAGCAAGGAUGGGAGGCAGAAGGGGGAUGUGGUGGUAGGGAGCGGCGCACGCAACAGCAGCAGCAGCAGUGGCGAUGCCAUCGUACCUCCGGGCUUCUUCCUUGUGGGCUGGUACUCCUUCCCUCUGCUCCGCUGGCUCCUCACCCCCUUCCCUGACCGAGGCCUCUCCAGCAUUGCUCACACCCACAAGCCCACUCCUGCUGCUCCUGCUGCUUCUGCGAGAACGGCGUCACUUGCAUCUCAACCGACACAAUCUGCCCUUCCAGGGCCGCCUGGCGCAGAGGAUGCAGCAGCAGCAGUGACGCCAGCAUCAGCAACAGCAGCGGCGAUCGCGCUGAUAUCCUCCCCAUCAGCAGCAGCAGCUGCUGCCGCUGCCGCCGCUAUAGCCAAUGCGUCAGGAGGGAGGAGGGGAAGAGGAAGGGGACGGGGGCGAGGGCAAGGAGUCUCUGCAGCAGCAGCAGCAGCAGCAGCAGCAGCAGCAGCAGCAGCAGCAGCAGCAGCAGCAGCAGCAGCAGCAGCCGCCGCUGCCAGAAGUGCAAACGGUGCAGAGAAUGCUGCGAACCAGGUUGCUGCGCUGGCUGCCCACAGCCAAAGCACCGCGCGCGCUGCCGCCGUGGCAUCGCCGCACUCCGCUGUAACCCUAGCGAACCUGCCCACGGAUCUGCUGGUGCGGCGCAAGGGCAGCAUGCCCAUCCCCGACGACAUGCAGCAGCUGCAGCACACGCUGGACACCAUGCGAGAGGACGCGGGGCGCGGACGAGUAGCAGAGGCGAGGCCGCGGAAGCGCGGGCGCCCUCCCCUGCAUGCGAGAAGGGUGAUUCGCGAGGAGAGCCAGAGCUGGUGGAAGGCGGAGAGGGAGAGGAGGGUGGAGAUGGAGCGAGUGGGCGCGGUGGCAGCAGAGGGAGAGGGUGCGAGUGGGUAUGAACCUGUGGGCGGGAGCACGGGGGGAGGCAGAGGCAGGGGUGGGGAAGGUGGUCUGGGUGGAGACGAUGGCGUUGACAAGGGUGGCAGUGGUGGCAGUGGCGGCAGGGGCAGUGGUGCAAAAGGGCGGACUAUUCUAGAGAGGCUGGGGAGGGAGAGCAUGCUGCCAGGAGAUCAGCUGCUAUUCAACCAGGGUGUUGAACGAGCUGUGACUGUGGCACGGGAUGCAGUGCGCCGGCUGCGGAGCAGGUGGAAGCUGUUGAGCAAGCGUGCAGAGACCAAGGUGGAGGAGUUACCGGAGAUUGUGGGGGCAUGCUGCGUGCUGCACAACCUGUGUGAGAAGCGGGGGGAGCGGUACGACGAGGCGUGGGAGGAGGGUGCGGGGAAUGAGGAGGAGGAGGACGGUGACGAGGUAGCCAAGUCAGCUGCUGAGGUGGCGGAGGAGGAGGAGGUGAGGCGGGCAAGCAAGAGGGCGAGGAUGGGAGGGGAUCGGGGUGUGGGGCAGGGGGAAGCAGCUUUAGGGCCUGGGGAAAGGAGUCGAUUGGAGGUGGUGGAGGAGAUGGGGAGGAGUGGUUUAACAUGAGGAGAGGAAACGGGUUGCUGGUUAUUGUAUGCGAAGGCAGGAAGGUUAGUCUUCAAAGGCGAGAAGUAUUGAGAACUUUUUUGUAAUAUUUUUUUUUACAGACUGUGAUUCGACUAGAAGAGGAGUUUGCUGUAAAGGAGACACUCUCUCAUCUAUUGGCAGGUCCUUCAGACCUGCCACCUAGUCUCAUUUGCAUUUUUCUGCUCCAACUUGUAUACCACCAGCACACUCUAAGCUAAACCCCUCUUA